UUCUUGACUGCUUCACUCUCUCAUUCUUGGUAUGAAUUUGGAAAUGACUUUUGAUGACUUCAAGACCAAGACUAUGAAGGACCAGCCUGUUGAGAAGUCAAAUGGACAGAAAGCUAAAGGUCUUCAGUGUCUUUCUUCUCCAUGGUGGUGCCUGGCUGCUGUGACUCUAGGGAUCCUUUGCCUGGGAUCACUGGUGACCAUUGUACUGCUGGGGAUACAAUUAUCCCAGGUGUCUGACCUUCUAAAGCAACAGCAAGCAAACCUGACUCACCAGGAAGAUAUACUGGAGGGACAGAGCUUAGCCCAGCGACAGACGGAAGAAGCUUCCAAGGAAUCACAAAGAGAACUCAAGGAAAUGAUCGAAACCCUCGCCCGGAAGCUGGAUGAGAAAUCCAAGGAGCAAAUGGAACUUCGCCACCAGAACCUGAAUCUCCAAGAAGCUCUGAAGAGAGCAGCAAACUUUUCAGUUCCUUGUCCUCAAGAUUGGAUCUGGCAUGGAGAAAACUGUUACCUGUUUUCCUCUGGCCCAUCUGAUUGGGAAAAGAGCCGAGAGAACUGCUUGUCUUUGGAUGCCCAGUUACUGAAAAUUAAUAGCACAGGUGACCUGGACUUCAUCCGGCAAGCAAUUUCCCAUUCCAGUUACCCAUUCUGGACAGGACUGUCUCUAAGGAAACCCAACUACAUAUGGCUCUGGGAGGACGGUUCUCCUCUGGUGCCCCAUUUGUUUAGACUCCAAGGUGCUGUUUCCCAGAGGUACCCUGCAGGCACCUGUGCAUAUAUACAACGAGGAGCUGUUUUUGCUGAAAACUGCAUUUUAGUUGCAUUCAGUAUGUGUCAGAAGGCGGCAAAUCUAUUGACAGCACAGUGAAUCUGAAGGCUCUGGAAGAAAAGAAGAAGGUCUUUGAAUUUUGAAAUUUGAGCUAUUUCUUUGUCACUUGGGUGUCAGGCACGAGAGCCCUGAGAACUGCCAAUUAUUAGCUGGCUGCGGAACUCCUCAGCAGAGACCAAGGCCCCAGCUGCCUGGCACCUUUAUAUCAAAAGUUUUGAUUCCAUCUAUCUACAUUUUCCCCCUAGCUUGCCCCACCCCUUCCUGGUAGCCUUCGAUCCCUCUUCCCUUUUCUAUUUUAGAAUUUGGCUCCUCUCCAAGCUUGGGAACCCUCUGCACUCAGUCUUGUCUACUUCUAUGCCACCAUCCCCUCACCCUCCUGAAACUGCAUAGAAGGCAGAACGUGGAGAACUUGCCCAACUGCAGGCAGAGAGCAAAAAAAGAGGAAAUAUACCUAGGAAACUGCACAUGAAGAAACGGAGAAGGGCAAAGACCACACUGAAACCAAGAAACUGUUGUCAACUUUAAAAGCCAUUACUCUUUGGUUUUUAAAUUGUGAUCCAU
Propithecus coquereli (Coquerel's sifaka) is the source of this 1390-nucleotide messenger RNA. RefSeq names its product oxidized low density lipoprotein (lectin-like) receptor 1 (gene OLR1). NCBI's taxonomy places the organism in Eukaryota, Metazoa, Chordata, Mammalia, Primates, Indriidae. Gene Ontology annotation, cellular component: plasma membrane; signaling receptor complex. Gene Ontology annotation, molecular function: low-density lipoprotein particle receptor activity. Bases 32 to 868 code for a protein of 278 amino acids. Gene Ontology annotation, biological process: inflammatory response; cell death; leukocyte cell-cell adhesion. The record is from RefSeq and is a predicted model, not a curated record. The transcript is spliced from 6 exons.